GAAGGGAGCCCGCACAAGAGGGAGCCGGGUCCUACGUGCCUCGCGCGCUGAGCCCCGGCCGGUUCACCGCGCAGGCGCAGUAGAUCCCGACUCGCCAUGCCGACUGUCAGCGUGAAGCGGGAUUUGCUCUUCCGAGCCCUGGGUCGGACCUACACUGACGAAGAAUUUGAUGAACUGUGUUUUGAAUUUGGUCUGGAACUUGAUGAAAUUACUUCUGAGAAAGAAAUCAUAAGUAAGGAACAAGGUAAUGAAAAGGCGGAGGGAGCCUCUGAUGUUGUUCUUUACAAAAUUGAUGUCCCUGCCAAUAGAUAUGAUCUUCUUUGUUUGGAAGGAUUGGUUCGAGGACUUCAAGUCUUCAAAGAAAGGAUAAAGGCUCCAGUGUAUAAACGGGUGACACCUAAUGGAGAAAUCCAGAAAUUGAUCAUCACAGAGGAGACGGCAAGGAUGCGCCCUUAUGCCGUGGCUGCGGUUCUCCGGAAUAUCAAGUUCACUAGAGAUCGAUUCGGCAGCUUCGUUGAACUUCAGGAGAAACUGCAUCAGAACAUUUGCAGGAAAAGAGCCUUGGUUGCUAUUGGUACCCAUGAUUUGGACACUUUGUCAGGCCCUUUUACUUACACUGCAAAGCGACCUUCAGAUAUCAAAUUCAAGCCUCUAAAUAAGACCAAGGAGUAUACAGCCUGUGAAUUGAUGAACAUAUACAAGACUGACAACCACCUUAAACAUUACUUACAUAUCAUUGAAAAUAAACCCCUGUUCCCAGUUAUCUAUGAUAGCAACGGUGUCGUCCUUUCAAUGCCUCCAAUCAUCAAUGGAAAUCAUUCCAAAAUAACUGUAAAUACUCGAAAUGUAUUUAUUGAAUGCACAGGAACGGACUUUACUAAGGCAAAAAUAGUUCUCGAUGUUAUUGUCACCAUGUUCAGUGAAUAUUGUGAGAAUCCGUUCAUGGUUGAAGCCGCUGAGGUAGUUUUUCCUAAUGGAAAAUCAUACAUCUUUCCAGAACUGGCUUACCGAAAAGAGAUAGUGAGAGCUGAUCUAAUUAACAAAAAAGUUGGAAUCAGAGAAACUCCAGAAAAUAUUGCCAAGCUUCUAACCAGGAUGCAUUUAAAGUCCGAAGUAAUAGGCGACGGGAAUCAGAUUGAGAUUGAGAUCCCUCCAACCAGAGCUGACGUUAUCCACGCAUGUGAUAUUGUGGAAGACGCAGCUAUUGCUUACGGAUAUAACAACAUUCAGAUGGCUCUCCCGAAAACAUACACCAUAGCUAAUCAAUUUCCUCUUAAUAAGCUCACAGAGCUCCUACGGUAUGACAUGGCGGCCGCCGGAUUCACUGAAGCGCUUACCUUUGCUCUGUGCUCCCAAGAAGAUAUUGCUGAUAAACUUGGUUUGGACAUCUCUGCAACAAAGGCAGUCCACAUAAGUAAUCCUAAGACAGCUGAAUUCCAGGUGGCACGCACUACCCUUCUUCCUGGCCUCCUAAAGACCAUAGCUGCGAAUCGGAAGAUGCCCCUUCCUCUGAAACUGUUUGAAAUCUCUGACAUUGUAGUAAAAGAUUCUAGCAGAGAUGUAGGUGCAAGAAACUACAGGCACCUCUGUGCUGUUUAUUACAACAAGAAUCCUGGAUUUGAGAUCAUCCAUGGGCUACUUGACAGAAUUAUGCAGCUCCUGAAUGUGCCUCCCGGUGAGAAGAAAGGGGGAUAUGUGAUCAAGGCAUCAGAAGGUGCUGCUUUCUUCCCCGGGAGAUGCGCCGAGAUCUUGGCCAGGGGUCAAAGCAUCGGGAAGCUCGGGGUCCUUCAUCCUGAUGUCAUCACUAAAUUUGAGCUGACCAUGCCCUGCUCCUCCCUGGAAAUCAACAUCGAGCCCUUUUUGUGAAGAUGGGUCUCUGCCUUGUGACUCUCUCCCGGAGCAUUCUGCUCCUUCCCUGGUGUCCUUGAGUCGUCUCCGCCCUCCCCCCCCCCCCCCCCCCCCGGGACCAUUCGCUUGCGCUUUAAUGUUUAAUAAAGUAGAAAGUCGUGUCUGGCUCCGUGUGUAGAGGCCGCCCGCUCCCUGCAUUAGGCCAGCUUGUGCGAACACGCUGUCUGUGAAGCCGCGUUACGAGGAGAAGCCCAGAGGACCGCGGGCCGGAGCCUUGCUGAUGAAACCAGCGCUGAUGCGGGAGAAUGGAAGAAUUUGUUCCUUCUCCGUCUGACGUGCAGCCAGCAGUGGGAAACAACGGUAGCUUUGGGAAACGAUUAGGGAGCAGCGGCCGUCUGGCAGUUACAGCCUUCGAAGUCCUUUGAAAGUGAAAGAAGACUCGAGUAUUUGAAGGGCUUGAAGGUGCGUGGGUGUUUCCACUCUGAUAUCCUGAGACGGAGUUCACACAACACACAUCUGUUCUGCUAGACGAGUUAAAACAAACGUGUUGAUAGAUAGCAGUGCGGUAUGAACAUUCGGAAACCAUGGAAGAGUAUUUUUGCCCCAGGCUAUACGUUCUGCUGUAAUCAAUACUAUAAAAUCAUGGCUUUAAAUACUUAGUUGAGCAACUAGGUUCUGUCUUAUUUUGCAGGGAAGUAUUAGGUCUCUCCUCUGACGCUAAGUGUGUCGGUCUGUCUUGUCUUGCCUCCUAAUUUACUUUUAUUUCUUUGAUCUAGACUCCUCCAAUAGGUACUGAAAAAAGGUUGAAUGUUUGAGAGAAGUUCUCAAUUCCUGUUAAGAUGAUGAAACAAUAAAAUGUAAAACUUUAAGUCCAGUAGAAAUAAGUAACAAAGUUAGAAAGAAUUAGGUUCUUGGAGCUUGUGCUGAGCCUACUACAGAGGAACCCAACCCUCUUACUGCUCUGAAUCAGGGCAGCGGUGUCCAGCCUAGUAAGAUUUGUGAACAUACAGACUUUCAUCACUCCUUCCCCGUUCUGUUUGGGGCAUUUAAAUGAGAAAGCUCACAAAAAAGAAUGUACGUCAAAAGGUUUUGUGUCCAGCAUGCAUACCUAAAGAUUUCUUAACAAGUUAAGACAACCCAGUUUUUUUUUAAAUGGACAAAAGAUUUGAACAGAUAUUUCCUGCAGAUAAAUCAGCAUCGGGAAAAAUUCUCAUUAGUCAUCAGGGAGAUGCAAAUAAAAACCACAGUACGAAUUGAAAUGGCCGAAAUUUGAAAGACCGGCUCAUACCGAGCAUUGGUGAGACCCGUGCCGUGGGACCUCCGUGUCCUGCUGGUGGAAACAGAGGGAACAGUGUUAUUUAUAGUAGCUUCAGCUCAAAUGUUCAUCAGCAGCUGAAUAGCUAACUUGUAGUACAUCCGUAUCAUGGAGUAGUUCUCGGCAAUAAAAGGGGAUGAGCUACUGAAGAAGAACAUGAAUGAAUCCCUAAGCAUGCUCAGGGG
Messenger RNA from Acinonyx jubatus (cheetah), 3348 nucleotides. RefSeq names its product phenylalanyl-tRNA synthetase subunit beta (gene FARSB). The transcript is spliced from 17 exons. The coding region runs from base 97 to 1866 and encodes 589 amino acids. Gene Ontology annotation, biological process: phenylalanyl-tRNA aminoacylation. Gene Ontology annotation, cellular component: phenylalanine-tRNA ligase complex; cytoplasm. The record is from RefSeq and is a predicted model, not a curated record. NCBI's taxonomy places the organism in Eukaryota, Metazoa, Chordata, Mammalia, Carnivora, Felidae. Gene Ontology annotation, molecular function: ATP binding; phenylalanine-tRNA ligase activity; RNA binding.